GAAAGAAAGAGCGCCAAAAAAUGAGAAAAGGAAAGGGAGACUGCAAAUCGUUUAAAUUCCAAAGGAUUCUCUGAUUCUCUCUCACUUCCUCUGUACUGUUGCACCUGCAAAAUGCAAACUUGAGCCACUAUGCUUCAUUACAGCUGAGAAAGAAAAGAAAAAAGGUGAAGAAAAUGAGCAGAAACAACGAUAGUGUUAGCGGUAGAGAUGGGCGGGUGGGUUUGAUAUUUGACGAGCGGAUGUGUAAACACUACGCUCCUGCUGAAGAGGAUCAUCCUGAAUGCCCUAAUCGGAUUCGGGUCAUCUGGAACCUCCUCGAUUCUUCUGGCCUCGCCAAAAGGUGUAUUAUUUUGAAAGCCAAGGAUGCAGAAGAUAAUCAUUUAGCCUUGGUUCAUACCAAAAAGCAUAUCAGUUUGAUUAAGAAUAUUAGUUCCAGAAACACUCAAUCAAAGAGAGAAAGAAUUGCUGUAAAAUUUGACUCUAUAUAUUUCAAUGAGGGCUCAACUGAAGCUGCUUGUCUUGCUGCUGGCUCUGUCAUAGAGGCUGCAGAAAAAGUUGCUAGUGGAGAAAUUGAUUCGGCCUUCGCUAUUGUGAGACCUCCUGGCCAUCAUGCUAAGGAAGGUGAACCAAUGGGCUUUUGCCUUUAUAACAAUGUUGCUAUUGCUGCAAGUUAUCUUCUGAACGAAAGACAAGAAUUGGGGAUCAACAAAAUCCUUAUAGUUGACUGGGAUGUACAUCAUGGAAAUGGUACUCAAAAUAUGUUCUAUAAAGAUCCUCGAGUACUAGUCUUCUCAGUGCAUAGACAUGACUUCGGGACUUUCUAUCCAUCUGGUAAUGGUGGCUCAUAUAUCAUGACCGGGGAAGGGGAAGGUGCUGGUCACAACAUUAAUGUCCCUUGGGAGCAUGGCCAGUGUGGAGAUGCUGACUACCUUGCUGUUUGGGACCACAUAUUGAUCCCCGUUGCUAAGGAAUUCAAACCCGACAUUAUAAUCAUCUCUGCCGGAUUUGAUGCAGCCAAAGGGGAUCCUUUGGGGGAAUGUUGUGUUAGUCCAAAUGGUUACUCAGUUAUGCUCCACAAGUUGAUGGAGUUUGCUGGGGGAAAGAUUGUUAUGGCACUCGAAGGAGGAUACAAUCUGAACUCAACAGCAAGUUCUGCGCUGGCAUGCGUUGAAGCUUUGCUUCACAACAAGCCUCCUAAUGUGGUGUCGGAGGCUCGCCCUUUUGCUUCAACGUGGCGCGUGAUACAACAGGUAUGCGGAGUGUUAAGGCCGUAUUGGCCAGUACUUGCACGUAUCGACAACAAUCAUCCGACUGAAUCAGAUCCAGUGACCUCUCCCCACGUUCCAGAGAAAGGUCUUUUACGCCCUUGUAAUAUGUCAUCUAUAAAGAAAUCUACGGGUGGCGAAGCUGACUCCCUCCAAACUCUCGCUGGCGAUAUUGGAAGCGGUGCUGGUGCCGAUAAGCCUGCUAAUUUCCCGCGUCCUCUCCGCGACUUAACCGGUGCUGAGUGCCAAGCUCAGAUGGAAGCUCAAAUUGCUUCCUCUGGUUUAAAAGAGAUGGAUGAUAUGGAUCCGGAGAAAUUUGCGGAUGCCCUCUGUUAUGCCGCCAAAGUGGAGCGUGCGCGUGCCCGGAAACUUGCUGCGGUGCGGAGGCUUCGCAGUGUUGCAGCGGCGCUGAAGGCAAAGGCAGCUGAACUAAUGACGGCGCUGGAAGAGGAUCCCCUCGCAGCACAGGAGACGGCAGCGCAGUUGAAGGCUGAGAGAGAUUACCUUAAUACCGAGCUGGAAAGAGUUAAUGCUGCAAAGGCCGAAGAGCUUGAAGCCGCUAAACAGGCCCUCACCCAAGCCUUCAGCACUCGUUUUCAGAAGGCCAAAACUAGGUGGCUUGCCGAGAAGGAGAAUGCCUAUAUUUUGGGCAUGAAGGAAUGUAGAAGCCAAUUUUUCCUGACGGCUCGGGGCCACCAGUUUCUUCGGAUUAUGCUGGAUGAUACUCUGGAAGCCUUCUGCCGCACCCCCGAGUCCUUGGAUGUGCUGGGUCCUGGUAUGGGGCAUCUUAUCAACGAUGUAUGCACUCUGUUGAUGGAUCAAAUCGGUGCUACGCCUGAACAACGAGCCUUAUAUGAUUUCCAUCAGAUAGUGGAUAGUGUCGAUGCUGAGGGCUUGGAUCGUGUUUUGGGCAUCGAUUCUGAAGCUCCGCGGACACCGGCCUGGUGGGUUCCAGUGGUGGACAAGGCCCUUAAACAGUUUGUUGAGGAAAUCUGUGCUGACGCUUUGCCUACCUCCCCGCUGCUUCGCACUCCCUACCUCGAUCGUCUCCAAGCUGCGGCGACGAGGUUGAAUGCAGAAGCCGCUGCGGGUGAACCUCUGUUCUAUCCUCGCCCUCCCGCCGGUGCAAUGACCGGUGCUGCUGCCAUGGAACUCCAAGCCUCGGCGACUCAUGAGUCAUGAUCAUGAUCAAUUAAGAGAUGCUAUGUUAUGUUGACUAUGUUAUCCAAUGUAUAAUCCAAGUUUCUCUUGAUUAAAUAUGAUAACCCUGCACAGCUGAUGCCACCUACUUCGUAAUUUAGAGUUUUUGCUCGAUCAAGU
Molecule: messenger RNA, 2585 nt
Organism: Salvia miltiorrhiza (redroot sage)
Lineage: Eukaryota; Viridiplantae; Streptophyta; Magnoliopsida; Lamiales; Lamiaceae
Product: histone deacetylase 18-like
Exons: 9
Coding region: 174-2447 (757 amino acids)
Biological process (GO): chromatin organization
Cellular component (GO): histone deacetylase complex
Molecular function (GO): histone deacetylase activity
Source: RefSeq, a predicted model, not a curated record